This is a messenger RNA of Leptinotarsa decemlineata (Colorado potato beetle), 6817 nucleotides long. RefSeq names its product carbamoyl-phosphate synthetase 2, aspartate transcarbamylase, and dihydroorotase rudimentary (gene rudimentary). Gene Ontology annotation, biological process: L-glutamine metabolic process; 'de novo' pyrimidine nucleobase biosynthetic process; L-arginine biosynthetic process. Gene Ontology annotation, cellular component: carbamoyl-phosphate synthase complex; cytoplasm. Lineage: Eukaryota; Metazoa; Arthropoda; Insecta; Coleoptera; Chrysomelidae. The record is from RefSeq and is a predicted model, not a curated record. Gene Ontology annotation, molecular function: aspartate carbamoyltransferase activity; metal ion binding; carbamoyl-phosphate synthase (glutamine-hydrolyzing) activity.
UGAAAGUUUAAAAUCAUGUAUCUGAAAAAUAUCAAAAUUGAAUAUUUCUGUAGCUUUUUCGAAUCAUAUCGAAUAUGGACUUCAGCCCUUGUUGUCGGCGAACACUGCGACUUUCCGAGUAGUUGGCGUAACAACUAAACUCUUUCUGCUUGAAUGAGGAAAAAGAAUGUAGCAGGCAUUCAAGGAAUACACAUCAGGCAGCUAACAAAACAGAUCAGAGAAAAGGGGACCAUUUUAGGAAAAAUUGUAUAUUCGCUGGCAGUAUCCGAAAACGAUGAAGAGUUCGAUUACAAUGGUCGGAAUUGCGUCUCUUCAAUUUGAAUUAUAUGUUCUGUAAAAGAACCCAUCACAUACAACCCAAAUGGUACGCCUAGGAUCUGUGCAGUCGACUGUGGUUUGAAAUACAAUCAAAUUAGGUGUUUGAUAAAUAGAGGUGCAAGAGUCGACGUUGUUCCGUGGAAUCACAAACUGAAUAUUGAUGAGUACGAUGGGCUCUUCCUCAGUAAUGGUCCAGGUAAUCCGGAGAUGUGCAAAGAGACCAUUACAAACAUCAACGCGGUUCUUAGCAGUAAUAAGGUCAAACCAAUAUUCGGCAUCUGUCUAGGACAUCAACUUCUGUCUAUGGCCAUAGGCUGUUCCAGUUAUAAAAUGAAAUAUGGUAAUCGAGGUCACAAUCAACCAUGCAUUCAUCAUGAUACAGGAAGGUGUUACAUGACUUCUCAAAAUCACGGUUUUGCUAUCGAUGUCAAAACUUUGCCUGGUGAUUGGGAGCCUCUCUUUUCAAAUGCCAACGACGCAACAAAUGAAGGUAUAGUCCAUAGUCAGCUUCCUUAUUUUAGCGUACAAUUCCACCCUGAACACACAGCUGGCCCGCAAGACUUGGAAGUGUUGUUUGAUGUAUUUUUGGAAGUUGUAAAGAAUUACGCAGAUCAGCAGAGCAAUGUCAGGCAAUUAUUAACGGAUAAGUUAAAAUACAACAAACCACAGCCUGCACUCACACAUAUACCCAAAAAAGUGUUGAUAAUUGGUUCAGGAGGAUUGUCUAUUGGGCAAGCGGGAGAGUUCGAUUACUCAGGUUCCCAAGCAAUAAAAGCUCUCAGGGAAGAAAACAUCCAAACAGUGCUGAUCAAUCCCAACAUAGCCACAGUUCAAACAUCAAAAGGGCUGGCGGACAAAAUUUACUUCCUGCCACUGGUUCCGGAAUAUGUAGAGCAGGUAAUUCGUUCAGAAAGACCAGGGGGAGUACUGUUAACUUUUGGUGGACAAACAGGAUUGAAUUGUGGUGUCGAAUUGGAGAGGUUAGGAGUCUUCAAAAAGUAUAAUUGCCAAAUUUUGGGUACACCUAUUCAGGCAAUCAUCGACACGGAAGAUCGCAAAGUAUUUAGUGAGAGAAUAUCCGAAAUAGGGGAGAAGGUUGCUCCGAGUAUGGCGGCUCAUUCUGUUCAAGAGGCGUUAGAAGCUGCCGAUCAGUUGGGUUACCCUGUUAUGGCCAGAGCAGCGUUUUCUCUAGGUGGAUUAGGUUCAGGAUUCGCCAAUUGUAAAGAAGAAUUGAAAGCUUUAGCGUUACAAGCUCUCGCUCAUUCUAGUCAGUUGAUCAUUGACAAAUCCUUGAGGGGAUGGAAGGAAGUUGAAUAUGAAGUUGUGAGAGAUGCUUUUGAUAAUUGCAUAACGGUUUGUAACAUGGAAAAUGUAGAUCCACUUGGAAUACAUACUGGAGAAUCCAUAGUGGUAGCUCCAAGUCAGACACUCACAAAUAGUGAAUAUAAUAUGCUUCGAACAACAGCAAUCAAUGUCAUCAGGCAUUUUGGUGUUGUAGGUGAGUGUAACAUACAAUAUGCACUGAAUCCCCAUUCUGAAGAAUAUUACAUCAUUGAGGUAAAUGCGAGACUUUCCAGAAGCUCUGCCUUGGCUAGCAAAGCUACAGGAUAUCCCUUAGCCUAUGUAGCAGCCAAAUUGGCUUUGGGUAUACCAUUACCUGAGAUCAAAAAUUCAGUUACCGGCGUCACUACUGCUUGUUUUGAACCUAACCUCGAUUACUGUGUAGUGAAAAUACCAAGGUGGGAUCUACAUAAGUUUUCCAGGGUCAGCACGAAGAUUGGUAGUUCUAUGAAGAGUGUGGGGGAAGUGAUGGCUAUAGGAAGAAAUUUCGAAGAAGCAUUUCAAAAAGCUUUAAGGAUGGUUGAUGAGAAUGUGACAGGCUUUGAUCCCUACUUGAAGCCUGUGAAUGAUGAUGAAUUAAAAGAGCCUACCGAUAAAAGGAUGUUUGUACUUGCAGCAGCUUUGAAAAGUGGCUACUCUAUAGAUAAGUUGUAUGACCUUACUAAAAUCGAUAAGUGGUUCCUUCAAAAAAUGAAAAAUAUCAUAGAGUAUAAUAAUCUGCUUGAAACGAUUGACCAAAAUGGUUUGAGGCAUGGUCUUCUGCUGAAAGCUAAGCAAAUUGGAUUUUCAGAUGAACAGAUUGCCUCGGCCGUUAAAAGUACAGAACUUGCUGUACGAAUGCAGAGAGAAGAGCUCAAUAUAAAACCUUUUGUGAAACAAAUCGACACCGUAGCAGCGGAGUGGCCUGCCACGACUAAUUAUCUCUACCUAACAUACAAUGCAUUUUCUCACGACUUAGAUUUCAAUGAAGAACACACGAUGGUGAUCGGUUCUGGUGUUUAUCGAAUCGGGAGCUCUGUUGAAUUCGACUGGUGUGCUGUCGGGUGUCUGAGAGAGCUGAGACGUCUCAAUCGCAAGACAAUAAUGGUAAACUAUAACCCCGAGACUGUUAGUACAGAUUACGACAUGUCUGACAGGUUAUACUUUGAAGAAAUAUCUUUCGAAGUCGUUAUGGACAUAUACAACAUAGAAAAUCCAUGUGGGAUAAUUUUGUCAAUGGGUGGUCAACUUCCAAAUAAUAUAGCCAUAGACUUGCACAGACAGCAGGCAAGGAUUUUGGGCACCUCUCCAGAGAGUAUUGACGGUGCUGAAAAUAGAUUCAAGUUCUCACGAAUGCUCGAUAGAAUUGGAAUAAUGCAACCGAGAUGGAAAGAGUUAACUAAUUUAAAAUCGGCGACAGAGUUCUGUAACGAAGUAGGGUACCCUUGUCUUGUCAGGCCUUCGUAUGUACUCAGCGGUGCAGCAAUGAAUGUAGCUCACUCAGAUCAAGAUCUGGAAACUUACCUGAAUGCAGCUAGUGACGUCAGUAAGGAACAUCCUGUAGUGAUAUCAAAGUUCUUGCUGGAGAGUAAAGAAAUAGACGUUGAUGCAGUGGCUUACGAAGGAGUCAUCCUGUGUAUGGCAGUAUCUGAACACGUUGAGAAUGCUGGAGUACAUUCUGGAGAUGCUACGCUCGUAACACCUCCUCAGGAUAUCAACACUGAGACCUUGGCAAAAAUAAAACACAUUGUCAGGUCAAUAGCUGCUUCAUUGGAGGUUACUGGUCCUUUCAACAUGCAGCUCAUAGCUAAAGAUAACGACCUCAAGGUAAUAGAGUGUAACGUGAGAGUUUCAAGAUCGUUUCCUUUUGUGUCAAAAACUUUGAAUCACGAUUUCGUUGCGAUGGCCACAAGGGUUAUAGUAGGAGAGGAAGUUGAGCCGGUUGAUGUGUUGCAUGGAUGUGGCAAAGUAGGAGUGAAAGUUCCUCAGUUUUCUUUCUCCAGAUUGGCUGGUGCCGAUUUCAUGUUGGGCGUUGAAAUGGCUUCUACAGGAGAAGUAGCGGGUUUCGGUGAUAAUAGACACGAGGCAUACUUGAAAGCCAUGAUGAGCACUGGAUUCAGUAUUCCUAAAAAAUCUAUCUUGCUCUCCAUAGGAAGUUUUAAGCACAAAAUGGAGUUGUUGCCUAGUAUGAGGUCAUUGCAGAAGAUGGGCUAUAAGCUGUAUGCCAGUUUAGGAACUGCAGAUUUUUAUAACGAGCAUGGAGUUGACGUUGAAUCUGUUCAAUGGACCUUUGACAGCAUAGACGACAUAACCAGUCAGGGCGAGCUGAGACCGUUGGCAGAAUUUCUUUCAAAAAAACAGUUCGAUUUGGUUAUCAACUUGCCAAUGAGGAAUGGAGGAGCUAGAAGAGUGUCUUCCUUCAUGACACAUGGCUACAGAACCAGAAGGUUGGCAAUAGACUACUCUAUACCUUUGGUUACAGAUGUAAAAUGUGCCAAAUUGUUGGUUGAGGCAAUUCGCAUAAUUGGUAAAGCUCCUCCAAUGAAGACCCACACGGACUGCAUCAGCUCUAGAAACAUCAUUAAAUUACCGGGUUUCAUCGAUACUCAUGUGCACGUGAGAGAACCUGGAGCAACCCACAAAGAAGAUUACUCCACAUGUACGGCUGCGGCACUGGCAGGAGGGGUAACUCUCAUCUGCGCGAUGCCUAACACCAACCCUGCCAUAGUAGAUGAAGAAUCGUUUUCGCUUGUGAAAGAACUGGCCCAAAAAGGAGCGAGGUGUGACUAUGCGUUGUUUGUAGGAGCCUCUUCUGAUAAUACUUCCACAAUCUCUGAAUUGGCUUCUAAAGCUGCUGGACUGAAAAUGUACUUGAACGAAACAUUCACAACUCUUCGCUUAAACGAUCUUGAUGUAUGGGCCAAGCAUUUGUCAAACUGGCCGAAGCGUGCUCCUCUGUGUGUUCAUGCCGAAAGAGAGACCACCGCUGCCAUUAUCCUUUUAGCCCAUCUACAUAACCGACCAAUUCAUAUCUGCCACGUUGCCAGGAAAGAAGAAAUUAUGCUCAUUAAAGCUGCUAAAGAGAAGGGUAUAAAAAUUACUUGUGAAGUUUGCCCACACCAUCUGUUUUUGUCAACGAAAGAUGUGGAGAAAUUAGGAGACAAAAAGAGUCAGGUUCGGCCAAUUUUGGUUUCGCCUGAAGAUCAACAAGCUUUGUGGGAUAACAUGAACGUGAUAGAUUGCUUUGCAACCGAUCAUGCUCCACACACCAUUGAAGAAAAGCUCAGUGAAAAAGCACCUCCCGGUUUUCCUGGAUUAGAAACCAUACUUCCUCUUCUUCUGAAUGCUGUAAAUGAAGGCAGAUUAACAAUAGAUGAUCUGAUUAAUAAGUUCCACAAGAAUCCCAAGAAAAUUUUCAAUCUUCCUGAUCAGCCUAACACUUAUGUGGAAGUGGACAUGGAGGAGGAAUGGGUAAUACCUGAAUUUACUUCGUAUAGUAAAGCCAAGUGGACUCCAUUUGCAGGAAAAAAGGUGAAAGGCUCAGUUCAUCGGGUGGUACUUCGGGGAGAAGUGGCGUAUGUAGAAGGUCAAAUCUUGGUCCCCCCUGGUUUUGGUCAAAACGUCAGAGAAUCAGAAAAAGGAUUUUACAGUAACCCCGUUGACAUGAGUAGACCACCUUCAAUACUUGCCCUAGACAGGCCAACCUCUCCAUAUCCAGUGAAUGGUAUUGUGGACUACGAUAAUGAUGGACAGACAAAUGAAAUCUUUUCAAAAUUACUAUCGACGGAUAGCAAAGUACACUUCGCACAAGACACGCUUCCUGUCGACAACAGAUUGCUUUCUCCCGUUCCUCCAAGGGUAAGAACAGAUAGUUUUUCCAAUGCAGAGCGUAAAGCAAAGACUGAAAGCCAACUAGAUCUGACCCAUACGCACCACAUACACGGAUUAGCAAAUAAGCAUAUCUUAAGUGUCGGUAUGUUCACGAAAGACCAGCUGAAUGAUAUUUUUAAUUUGGCUCAAACCUUCCGUGUUUACGUGGCCAAGGAUAGACCAUUGGAUCAUAUUUUGAAAGGUAAAGUAAUGGCUUCCAUCUUCUACGAGGUCAGCACACGAACCAGUUGCAGUUUUUCGGCAGCCAUGCAGAGACUAGGUGGUAGAGUCAUUUAUAUGGACGAGACGAGUUCUUCAGUUAAAAAAGGAGAAACUCUGGAAGACUCCGUUGCUGUAAUGGCAGGAUAUGCAGACGUGCUGGUUCUGAGACAUCCUGCUCCUGGAUCAGUUCUGAAAGCUUCACAACAUUGCCGGAAACCACUGAUAAAUGCAGGAGAUGGUGUAGGAGAACACCCCAGCCAGGCCCUUUUGGAUAUAUUCACAAUUCGUGAAGAAAUCGGUACCGUCAAUGGAUUAACGAUAACUUUAGUUGGUGACCUGAAGAAUGGUAGAACUGUACAUUCAUUGGCCAGGCUACUAACUUUGUAUAAUGUCCAACUUAGGUAUGUAAGUCCACCAACUUUGAAAAUGCCUAGUCAUGUGACAAAAUUUGUCCACUCAAGAGGAAUUUCUCAAGAAGAGUACAGUUCAUUAGAACAAGUAUUACCAGACACAGAUGUUCUAUACAUGACAAGGAUACAAAGAGAACGCUUUGAUAGUCAAGAAGAAUACAAUGAGGCCUGUGGACAUUUUAUUGUAACUCCAAAAUUGAUGACAAGAGCUAAAAGGAAAAUGGUAGUACUCCACCCACUUCCACGAGUUGGAGAAAUCCAUGUUGAUUUUGACACUGACCCGAGAGCUGCAUAUUUCCGACAGGCUGAAGGUGGCAUGUAUGUAAGAAUGGCCCUCCUUGCCAUGGUUUUAGGCAGAUGCUGAAAAUAGUUGAUAAAAUAGGCAACAGGAAUUAUUAAUGAGCUAAAUGCUCAGUCAUUCUGAAAUAAAUUGUUUCGAAAAAAAAUAAACAGUACAUAUAUUACUAUUUGGAAUAUGUACAGAUGUAAAACUUCUUAGGAAUAAAAAGGCUUGAACAAUGUUGAGUAAAAAUCAAAUGUUAGUGAUAAAACUUGUUUAUGAUCAAUGAAAAUUUAUUUUCACUUCACUUUUCUGCUAGUCUUUGUAACUCAUGUGAUAAUUAUUUAUCAAUAAAGAGACUUGAUUCCAAGAGAUAAGAGGAAUCUGAAAAACGUGA